Coniosporium apollinis CBS 100218 is the source of this 486-nucleotide messenger RNA. RefSeq lists its product as uncharacterized. The record is from RefSeq and is a predicted model, not a curated record. Lineage: Eukaryota; Fungi; Ascomycota; Dothideomycetes. The coding region runs from base 1 to 486 and encodes 161 amino acids. Gene Ontology annotation, cellular component: cytoplasm; mitochondrion; membrane. The transcript is spliced from 3 exons.
AUGGCGCAACAAAUCGUUGAGGGCGUCGGCCUUCAGAAGCACGACUUCGCACGUACAGGACGCAUGGCUCUAUACGGCGGCGCCAUCUUCGGCCCUGCCGCUACAACUUGGUUCAAAUUUCUCUCCACUCGCAUCAACUUCCCCUCCCGCCCGAAUGGCACAAUCGCCGCUCGCGUUGCCGCCGAUCAGAUGUUCUUCGCACCGACCAACCUGUUCAUCUUCCUGAACAGCAUGGCGCUGAUGGAGGGCAGCGACCCGAAGAAGAAGAUUGAGAGCACAUACGGGCAGGCGCUGACCAAGAACUGGAUGGUUUGGCCGGCGGUGCAGGCGGUAAACUUCAAAUAUGUGCCGUUGGAGCAUCGGGUGCUUGUUGUCAAUGUGGUUUCACUGGCAUGGAACUGCUACCUCAGCUACCUAAAUAGCCAGGGCAGUAGCAGCGGCGGUAAACAGCUACCCGAGGACGCCGUUGAGGCCCCCAUGGCUUGA